AUGAAACGCAAGAGGAAGGUGAGUUCCCCACGUCCACGUGAACGCUCUGCGCAUAUAAGUUUACCACGUUGACGAACAAUAAGAAACCGUAAGAAGUAGCUGUGUCACAUUCAUUCGAAAGCCGAGCAUUUGUGCCCACGGAGAGGCAGUCCGGUUUGUGAGCCUCUCAAUGGCACAAGCAUUCCACGCCGUCACGCCAGUCAAUACGCCGGCCGUCUUUUUUUUGCAAAAAGAGAAUUCACCUUUGCCGCUGCCUACUCUGGUAAAAAAGCCUCUAGAGGAGAAAUUGCAAAGUAGUAUUGGUGUCUGGUUAGCUGGCUUAAAGUGAAAAAGUGUCGAUGAUGGAAUAAUUAGCUGGUUGGGCAUAGCUCCCUGCUCGGCAGACAGGAAGCAAGGAGAAAACUAAAACCAACAUUCCAGACUGCCUGAUAACUUCCUGCGCAUGCGCUCUCUCUCCUCGAGAGGUUGCCUCGACAUUCCCGAACGCCGAAUUGGGACGCAAAGGUUGCGGGAACGGGGGUGGGUCGGCGGGGGGGGGGCAGUUUGCGAGAGCGAGAGAGACCGAUUUCAGCUGUCCGGUGGUUUGGUGGACAUUUCGCAGGACCUUAAAGUGACCGCACCGGACCAGGACAAGAGCGUGUGGAAGGACAUGAAGCUUCGGCAGUCGACCCAAGGCGAAUUACAAAAAAAUUGUUAACGUCCACCAUGCAGACAGUUCGACCGCCACAACCGACGAUGGCCAACGUGUGCUCCGCAACAGGGUGAGAGCAGGCACGAUGGUUUGUGCGUGAAUCAGUUGAUCAUGAGAGUAGACUUGCGUAGCAUCUAACGCACUGCCUCCUCCUGCUCACCUGAGUCCGGUGUCAAGAUAUAGUCAAGGAGAGCGGAGGCGGGAGUGGGCGCAGGUGGCUGGCAUGGCCGGACCCGCACCUAGGCGCUCCACUCCAUAACUCCUGGUUCACAACAAACACUUGACCAGGAUAUUAACCAGCAACAACAGCACCACAACGGGUCAGAAAGAUGAGAAUGACCUGUAUGACCCGGCCUGUAUGCCCAGCGGGAGCGCAGGCUCAUCUAGCGGCAGGAAACCAGGUGCCAGAGAACUGCCAGCGCACACCAGGCCGCGAGGGUCAUGACUUGUUGAACCAUGGCAUAACAGACAUAAACAAACCUUAAGACCCAUAUGCUAUUUAGUCACAUGUCCUUGGAAAUGCGCCCUUAUUUCCAGCAUAUCGUUGCUCGCCAGAUCAGCUUCAGUUGCCUCAAGGACUUUAGCCCAUUUUCGCACGCGGCCGAAUCGAAAACGCCGAGUUAAAACUUCUAUAAAAUCCAGAAAACUAAAAGGAGAAGCCUGGGGCGGGGGGGGGGAGGAGGAGGGGGAACUCGCAGAGGCGUCCUGCAGCAUCAGAGAAUCCCCAAAACACAUUUUUAAGCUUGUAGAUAUAUGCGCAGUGAUUCUGAUUGAAAUAAUGAAUACUUCUCGGUAUUAGGAGUGAGGCGAAACUGGUUCCUGCCCUCAGGACUCUUGCUACUACUACUACUACUACUACUACUACUACUACUACUACUACUACUACUACUACUACUACUACUACUACUACUACUACUACUACUACUACUACUACUACUACUACUACUACUACUACUACUACUACUACUACUACUACUACUACUACUACUACUGCUACUACUACUACUACUACUACUACUACUACUACUACUACUACUACUACUACCACCACUACUUCUAA
Messenger RNA from Spirometra erinaceieuropaei, 1751 nucleotides. Lineage: Eukaryota; Metazoa; Platyhelminthes; Cestoda; Diphyllobothriidea; Diphyllobothriidae. The record is from the annotation of a GenBank genome assembly.